Amyelois transitella is the source of this 1914-nucleotide messenger RNA. RefSeq names its product protein yellow (gene Y-y). The coding region runs from base 4 to 1491 and encodes 495 amino acids. The record is from RefSeq and is a predicted model, not a curated record. The transcript has 3 exons. Lineage: Eukaryota; Metazoa; Arthropoda; Insecta; Lepidoptera; Pyralidae. Gene Ontology annotation, cellular component: extracellular region.
AGUAUGGGAGCUAGGAUCCUGCUUCUCUGCUGUAUGGCCUCCUUGGCCUCAGCAGCCGUGAAACUCCAAGAGAUGUAUUCUUGGAACGUGUUGGACUGGAACUACCCUGACUCCACAUCGAAGCAGCAAGCCCUCGCUUCAGGUGCCUUAAGACCUGAGAACGCCCUUCCAGUAGGAGUGGAGAGAUGGAGAAAUAAACUCUUUGUGACUGUUCCUAGAUGGCGUCCCGGCAUACCAGCGACCCUAAACUACAUAUCGCUAGAUGCUCCCUACGACCCAUCCCCUAUGUUGACCCCCUACCCAGAUUGGAAAGGCAACGAGUUGGGGAACUGCGAGACUGGGCUCAACACGGUGUACAGAAUCAAGGCGGACAGCUGUAACAGAUUGUGGGUUUUGGACACUGGCACGUAUGGAUAUGAUCCCAAUGUCACCAACGUCUGCCCAUACACAUUGCACGUGUAUGACCUCAAUACCGACCAACGCAUCCGCAGAUACGUAUUCCGUCCAGAAGACAUAGUCUCCACCACCUUCAUCGCCAAUAUUGCCCUCGACAUGGGCAACAGUUGCGAAGACACCUUCGCAUACUUCUCCGACGAACUCGGAUACGGAUUGAUAGUCUAUUCCUGGGAACAAAAUAAAUCCUGGAGAUUCAGUCACAGCUAUUUCAUGCCUGAUCCUUUAGUCGGGGAUUUCAAUAUUGCAGGACUCAACUUCCAGUGGGGCGCUGAAGGAAUAUUUGGAAUAUCCACCUCGGCGAUUGGAGCCGAUGGAUACAGAACCCUUUAUUUCAGUCCUUUAUCAAGUCAUACCGAAUUCUCGGUGUCCACGAGAAUUUUGCGUGAUGAAACAAAAGUCAAAGGAUCAUAUAAAGAUUUCAAAGUAUUGGGACCGCGCGGUCAAGAUGCUCAUACUACUUCUAAAGUAGUAGAUGAAUCUGGAGUCCAACUUUUCAACCUGAUCGAUCAAAAUGCUAUCGGUUGCUGGAAUACUGCUCUUCCACACCGACCUCAGAAUGUGGCUGUAGCAGACAAGGAUGAUGUAGGAUUAGUUUUUCCCGCUGAUAUUAAAAUUGAUGAUGAAAAAAACGUUUGGGUGUUGUCAGAUCGCAUGCCAGUAUUUUUAGAAGCCGAAUUAGAUUACAGUGACAUUAAUUUCAGAAUUUUCACAGCCCCACUUCAGACUUUGAUAGAAGGCACUGUGUGUGAACCGCGUUUAAUUCCAUUUAAACCCGUGAAAUUCAGAGCACAAGAUGUAGCUUAUAAGACGGCUGUUGAUUUUCCCAUUAAAUCCCAAUUCAAUUAUGUACCUUCUACUAUUCCAUGGCCGUCAUCCACAGCGUCAUAUAAAGGCCAGCCCCCAAGUUACAUGGAAAUAGAUUAUCCCAAAAUUCCAGCCAUAACUUACAAUAUACAGCAAUUUGAUCGACAACGGUCCCUUAUUAAAAAGCCUUGGUAUAUGCCUCAUAACUAUGACGUUUAUGAACGAUCAUGAUUUAUCACCACUGUUAAAUUUUGACUUGUUAAUAAAAUAACACCUGAUGAUGCAUAUCAACAUAAUUUUAAACAUUCGAUUGUCUCACAGAAUAUUAAUAAUCUAACCCAACGGAAAGAAGAGAAGAUAUAACUACCCUUUCAUGUAAUAUUUGACAAAUCAUACCAGUGCCAGCUGCUUGUUAUAGUCCGAACAGGCUUUAUUACGUUUUUCUACUUACCUUACAAACCGAAAAUAAAUUUGACUAAAUGGAGUUACUUUAAGGCUGAUAAUGAUUUAAAUAAAUCUGUAUAUAUUUUUAACUACAAUGACUUUAUCAGUAGGUACGUUAAAAAUGUACACAUGAUUACAAAAAAAGGAAUGUUCAGACAAAGGUUAUUAUAUUUUCUAUAAUAACUUUUUGUAGCAAAAUAAUAUUCAAAU